This is a messenger RNA of Dipodomys ordii (Ord's kangaroo rat), 846 nucleotides long. It is a transcript of the gene Leng1, whose product is annotated as leukocyte receptor cluster (LRC) member 1. NCBI's taxonomy places the organism in Eukaryota, Metazoa, Chordata, Mammalia, Rodentia, Heteromyidae. The record is from RefSeq and is a predicted model, not a curated record. The coding region runs from base 32 to 805 and encodes 257 amino acids. The transcript is spliced from 4 exons.
GGUCUGACAGGACGUCGAUCGCUGCGGCGCCAUGAAUAUCUUACCCAAAAAAAGCUGGCACGUCCGAAAUAAGGACAAUGUCGCUCGCGUGCGGCGUGACGAGGCCCAGGCCCGAGAGGAGGAGAAGGAGCGCGAGCGGAGAGUGCUGCUCGCUCAGCAAGAGGCCCGCACAGAAUUCCUACGGAAGAAAGCCAGGAGUCACUGCGCUUUGCCUGAACUUGAAGCCGCAGAGGCAGGAGCUCAAAGUUCUGGCCCUGUGGACCUGUUCCGGGACCUGCUGGAAGAAGGGAAAGGAGUGACCAGAGGCAAUAAAGAGUAUGAGGAAGAAAAACGACAGGAGAAAGAGAGGCAAGAGAAAGCACUGGGCAUCCUGACAUACUUGGGUCAGAGUGCAGCAGAGGCCCAGACUCAACCCCCUUGGUACCAACUCCCCCCAGGGCGAGGGGGUCCCCCGCCUGGCCCAGCCCCAGAUGAGAAGAUCAAGAGCCGUCUAGACCCCUUGCGGGAGAUGCAAAAGCAUCUGGGAAAGAAGAAGAAGCACAGCAUGGAAGAAAGCCAUCCUGCCAGGGAGAAGCAGCGCCCCAAAGAGCCCCCAACCCUGGAUCAGCUUCGGGCUGAGCGUCUUCGGAGGGAAGCAGCCGAGAGAGUGCGGGCUGAGGCCCUGCUGGCGCGGGUUCAAGGCCGGGCAUCCCAAGGUGAGCCCGAGGAGGAAGAGACGGAUGACCGACGCCGGCGGUACAAUUCCCAGUUCAACCCCCAGCUGGCCAGGCGGCCCCGCCGGCAGGACCCCCCUCUUGCUCGCUAACUUCUGGGGGGAAUGGGGUAGGAUACAAGAGAGGUUGCUAC